UACAAAGAAGAAUUGUAUUGCUAGUUAAAUGAGUCGUUAUAUAAUCAAGGAAAUAAACAUAUAUUUUACGUUCCGUCUCAAUUCCAAUACAUUUUAUUUUGAACUGGACUCUGAUUUGAUGUGUUGGACGGGAAGAUUCCAUUAAAUGAAUUUACUUGUAUUAUGAUAUAUGCUAUUUUAAUAAUUGCGCUUAAUAUUUUUUAAGCUAACAAAUUUUAAAUUAUGCGGCAAAUGCAGCUAUGCUUGUUAAAUAAGCAUGAACGUAUACAACUUUUUUCUUGUAAUGAAAGCAAACAUCUGUUUAAAAAAAGAAUAGCCGUUGUUGACAUAACUCUAUACAAAUUUUCCUUAUUGGAGUUUUGUGCGUAUUCAAAGUUUUGUUGCGGUGAUUGAUAAUUUAAAUUGAUAAGUUUUGUAAAUAGCAUAUAAAUUUUAUUAUUAAACAUCCCGUAAAUUUUUUAAAAUGGUUCUAACUAAGGAAUAUCGCAUCUGUAUGCCUUUGUCGUGUGAAGAGUAUCAAAUAGGUCAGUUGUAUAUGAUUGCACGCCACAGUUACGAACAAUCUACAAACGGUGAAGGUGUGGAGAUCAUAACUAAUGAGCCGUGUGAGGAUGAGACAUACGGCAAAGGCCAAUAUACCGAAAAACGUAUACAUUUGUCAAGCCGUUUGCCUUUGUGGAUUCAGUCGAUAUGUCCUCGUGUAUUUUAUAUUACAGAAAAAUCGUGGAAUUUUUAUCCCUUUACAAAAACAGAAUACACUUGUUCAUUUGUGCCUAAAUUGAAUAUAUUGAUAAGAACAAAGUACGAAGACAAUAAUGGAAAUUCGGAAAAUAGCUUAAAUCUAACUGCGGACCAAUUAAAACAUCGCCUUGUAGAUAAUAUCGAUAUAGCCUUUGAUGAAUUGUCCAAUGGAAAACACUAUAAGAAAGAAGAAGAUCCCAAAUUUUUUACGUCCAAAAAAACAAAGCGCGGCUGCUUGAUUGAAGGUUGGCGCGAUGCGGAUAAACCAAUAAUGUGUUCCUAUAAAUUAGUGGACGUCUCAUUUGAAGUUUGGGGGCUCCAGACGAAGGUUGAGGAAUUUAUACACCGUUCAAUACGUGAUAUUUUAUUAUUAGGUCACAGGCAAGCAUUCGCUUGGAUUGACGACUGGUACGACAUGUCAUUAGAUGAUGUCAGAGCGUAUGAGCAUGAAACGCACCAAGAAACUAAUAAAAAGUUAAAUAUAAAUAAUAAAACAGUAAAUGGUAGUUGUAACACCAUUGCAAUUUUCGAACACCAACCCAAUGUGACUAACGGUAUCGUAAAGAUAUUGGAUUAAUUUUAAACAAAAAAAAAAUCAUGAAUAUAUGAACUUGAAAAGAAAAAUUCAACUCAGGUAAUG
This is a messenger RNA of Glossina fuscipes, 1381 nucleotides long. RefSeq names its product cytoplasmic phosphatidylinositol transfer protein 1 (gene rdgBbeta). NCBI's taxonomy places the organism in Eukaryota, Metazoa, Arthropoda, Insecta, Diptera, Glossinidae. Gene Ontology annotation, molecular function: phosphatidylinositol binding; phosphatidylinositol transfer activity. Gene Ontology annotation, biological process: phospholipid transport. The transcript has 7 exons. The coding region runs from base 464 to 1318 and encodes 284 amino acids. Gene Ontology annotation, cellular component: cytoplasm. The record is from RefSeq and is a predicted model, not a curated record.